AUGGCCCCCAACGAUUCCAAGAAGCGCUUAGCGCUGGCCGUCGUCGAUUUCCUCGGUUCCAGCUUGAAGGACGGCACUCUCACUGCGGAUGACGCCGAGUCGAUUGAGAUUGCCCAGUCAUGCAUUGCGGAUACGUUCAAGGUCGAUCCCUCCGAUGAGGCUGCCGUCAAGGAUGCCGUGGGUGGACAGUCGUUAGCGAACAUCUACAGUGUGUACGAGAAGCUCCGGAAUAGACCGUCUGGCGAUGCUUCCGCCACUGCCUCUGCAUCUGCGUCCUCCAGUAGCGCACCAGCCCCGGCAGCUGAGCAACCUACGCCCAAGCCUGGCGUGCCCACUCCGGACUCCGACAGGUUGAAGGCUGAGGGUAAUGCCGCGAUGGCAAGCAAGGACUACGACGGCGCCAUCAAUUUCUACACCCAGGCUCUGGAGAUCUCCAAGGCGAACCCCAUCUACCUUUCCAACCGGGCUGCUGCUUAUUCUGCCUCCGGUCAGCAUGAGAAGGCCGCGGAGGACGCAGAGUAUGCCACUGUCGCGGACCCGACAUACUCCAAGGCCUGGAGCCGUCUAGGACUCGCCCGUUACGAUAUGCAAGACUUCCACGGGGCCAAGGAAGCCUAUGAGAAGGGUAUUGAGGCUGAAGGCAACGGUGGCAGCAGCGCCAUGAAGAAGGGUCUCGAGACCUGCAAGAGGAAGAUUGACGCCACCCAGGGUGUGGAGUCUUCCAACGCUGGUAACGAGGGUACACGUGGUGCUGGUACUGGUGCUGGUGCUGGUGCUGGUGGUAUGCCCGAUCUGUCCUCUCUGGCUAGCAUGCUUGGCGGCGGUGGCGGCGGCGGUGGCGGCGGUAUGCCCGACCUCGGCUCCAUGAUGAACAACCCCAUGUUUGCGAAUAUGGCCCAGAACCUCAUGAGCAACCCUGACGCGCUCGGUGGCAUCAUGAACAACCCGCAGUUGCGGUCGAUGGCUGAGAACUUUGGUCGUGGUGGUGGAAUGCCCGACAUGUCCAACUUGAUGAACGACCCCAACAUUGCAAACAUGUAA
Aspergillus glaucus CBS 516.65 is the source of this 1041-nucleotide messenger RNA. Its product is annotated as putative Hsc70 cochaperone (SGT). The transcript has 2 exons. Gene Ontology annotation, molecular function: molecular adaptor activity; protein binding. Gene Ontology annotation, cellular component: membrane; TRC complex. The record is from RefSeq and is a predicted model, not a curated record. NCBI's taxonomy places the organism in Eukaryota, Fungi, Ascomycota, Eurotiomycetes, Eurotiales, Aspergillaceae. Bases 1 to 1041 code for a protein of 346 amino acids. Gene Ontology annotation, biological process: post-translational protein targeting to endoplasmic reticulum membrane.